Messenger RNA from Apiotrichum porosum, 1503 nucleotides. RefSeq lists its product as uncharacterized. The coding region runs from base 1 to 1503 and encodes 500 amino acids. The record is from RefSeq and is a predicted model, not a curated record. Gene Ontology annotation, biological process: pantothenate import across plasma membrane. Lineage: Eukaryota; Fungi; Basidiomycota; Tremellomycetes; Trichosporonales; Trichosporonaceae. Gene Ontology annotation, cellular component: plasma membrane. The transcript is spliced from 5 exons. Gene Ontology annotation, molecular function: pantothenate transmembrane transporter activity.
AUGGGCGCCAGACGCGACAAGAUUGAAACUAUUUUCUGGGGGACGCCGCCCAAGGAUCCAAAGGAACGCAAGCUGCUCGUCAAGCUCGACCUUGCCAUCUUGUCGUACAUUUGUCUCAACUACUGGAUCAACUAUGUUGACCGUGCCAACUUUGCCAACGCCUACGUGACGGGCAUGCAGCAAGCAGUCGGCUUUGCUGGCAACCAGUACACACUGGCCAAUUCAUGCUUCACUGCAGGCUACAUUGUGGGCCAGUGGCCCUCGGCCGUCAUCCUUGCCUCUGGUCGCUUCCCGCCGCGCUUCUACUUUCCCUUGUGCUGUCUCGCCUGGGGACUCUGUACCCUUGGUAUGGCUUUUGUCACCACCCCCCACCAGGUAAUGGCGGUGCGCUUUGUCCAGGCAAUCUUCGAAGCAUCGACAUUUUCCGGAAGCCAUUACAUUCUUGGAACAUGGUACCGCGACAACGAGCUCGGCAAGCGUACCGCCGUGUUCACCUCUGCGGCUCAGUUCGGUACCUUCUUCUCGGGUAUCAUGCAGGGUGCUAUCAAGUCAUCCCUCGACGGCCGCCACGGCAAGGCCGGAUGGCAGUGGCUCUUUAUUAUCAACUUUGCCAUGACCGUCGUCAUUGCGCUGCACGGUUUCUUUUUCUUCCCCGACACGCCUCACACGUCCAAGGCCUUCUGGCUCUCCGAAGAGGAACGUGAAAUGUGCCGCACGCGCAUUCCUUACCAGGAGCACUACGUCAUUACGUGGGCACGAUUCCGGCAGUCUAUUACCAAGGUCGUGACUACUUGGCGGUUUUCCCUGUUCGUGCUUUUGUUCACCUUCUCGGCGACCGCGUUUGAGAAGACGGGUGUCUACUCUGAGUUCCUUUUCUGGGUCAAGUCGGUCAAGAACGCAGACGGCACCGCACGUUACACUGCCUCCCAGGUCAAUUACUACCCGACCAUCCAGACAGCUGUCGCCAUUGUUGGCACGUACCUCAUGACAGUGUACUGUGAUCACACAGGCCACCGCUUUUUCGCCAACGUCAUCAUGUACGCAGCCGUCCUCAUCUCCUCUGCAAUGCUGCUUGCGUGGAACAUCGGUAUCCCUGGCCAUUUCUUCGCCUACAGCAUCAGUGGAAUCGGUUACGCUGGCCAGGCGAGCAACUUUUCUUGGGCCAACUCGUCCACGCGUGACGACGAAAUGCUAAGGUCCCUCACUUUGUUCAGCAUGAACCUGGGGUCCAACCUGUGGGCACUGUGGUACGGUAUUGCCAUCUGGCCAGUUGUCGACCAGCCCAAGUUCCGGAAUGGACAAAUCGCCACAAUCGUCACUGGUGCCGCUUCCGUUGGUGUGGCCGGCGCUAUCGCCUACUGUGCCCGUCGCUGGCCGGCACCCAUGCCUCAGGACAACUACGAGGCCGAGGUGGUCGAGAAGGGUAUUCAGCCCAAGGCCAGUGCUGAGGAUGACAAGCAUCCCGAGGUGACGGACGUGGUUGCGGCUGAGGAUCGGCGUUAG